AUGAAAGUCCCUAAAGAUCACCAGAUGAUCUUUGAGCCCACUGCAACCCCCAACCUCCAACAAUUCGCAUCAAUAGUCGACCACGAGACAGCCUACAUUAUCGUUCACAACACAUCCUCUUGGCGUAUCCUCGUGCGCAAAAACCCGCUUAUGGGACAAGCAAGCCCUGCAGACCAUUAUGCACAAGCUUUCCUCGUGGACUAUGUAGAAUCUGCUGAAGCAGCCGACCUGGCAACUGUAUCGACUCACAACCCCACGGCCAAAAUGCUCGUGCCCGAACAUAUGGCCUUAGAGUCAGCCUUAACCUACAUUCACCCAACUAGAGUCAAUAUCUACGACUCUAGUGACCCGGACGAACUCAACUAA
Messenger RNA from Ustilaginoidea virens, 366 nucleotides. RefSeq lists its product as uncharacterized. NCBI's taxonomy places the organism in Eukaryota, Fungi, Ascomycota, Sordariomycetes, Hypocreales, Clavicipitaceae. The transcript has a single exon. The coding region runs from base 1 to 366 and encodes 121 amino acids. The record is from RefSeq and is a predicted model, not a curated record.